This is a messenger RNA of Colletotrichum acutatum, 1573 nucleotides long. RefSeq lists its product as uncharacterized. The record is from RefSeq and is a predicted model, not a curated record. Gene Ontology annotation, biological process: mRNA alternative polyadenylation. The transcript has 2 exons. Gene Ontology annotation, molecular function: mRNA binding. NCBI's taxonomy places the organism in Eukaryota, Fungi, Ascomycota, Sordariomycetes, Glomerellales, Glomerellaceae. Bases 1 to 1197 code for a protein of 398 amino acids. Gene Ontology annotation, cellular component: mRNA cleavage and polyadenylation specificity factor complex.
AUGGCUGAGGAGGAAUUCGAGAUCGAUAUCUACGGCGAUGCGCCCCAGGAUCACCAAGACGGAAACGCCGAGAACUACGAUGGAGCCAACGGUCAUGCGGACAACCACCAGGAACAACAUGAUCAGCAGGAGCACCACGACGAUCAGCAGAAGCACGACCAGCAGGAGGAAUAUCACGACCAGCAAGAGGCGCCUGCUCCUCAACAGGGUGUCAAGAGAAAGGGCGACGACCGGCCGAUCGAUCCUGGCGCAACCACAGCUCUGAUGGUCUCGGAUCUUAACUGGUGGAACACGGACGACGACAUCAGGGGAUACGCCAGAGCAGGCCAUUGCGAGGACGAACUCAAGGAUAUCACGUUCAGUGAACACAAGGUGAACGGAAAGAGCAAGGGACAAGCCUACAUUGAGUUCACAUCGCAGCAAGCUGCCACGGCCGCCAAGCACGCUUUCGAGUCGACAGACAGCGCUCAAGGCGUACCGAAGAAAUACCAGGUUACUUACUCGAACCCCCACGUCAACCCGUUCCGCACGCUGCCUAAGGAUGCACCGAACCGCGCAGGUAAAGACCAGGGCAGCCGACCGAACAGCAACUACAACAACCAGGGUUCCUCGAUGGGCGGCAGCGACUUCCGUGGAAACGGCUACCGCGGUCGUGGAGGCUUCAACGGUCCCCGUGGCGGCAUGAACCAGGGCGGCUUCAACCGCAACUUCUCGGGCGGCAUGGGAGGUGGCUUUAACAAUAACAACAUGGGAGGCGGCGGCUUCAACAACGGCAUGGGCGGCGGCAAUUUCGGCGGCGGCGGUUUCCAGCGGGGCGGUGGCUUCGGUGGUGGUAUGCGCGGUGGCCCCGGCAUGCGUGGUGGCCGAGGCGGCAUGCACAACCCGAUGGGUGGUAUGAACAUGGGCCCGAUGGGAGGCAUGCCCAACAUGGGUAUGCCUAACAUGGGCAUGAUGGGUGGUGGAAUGCCUGGUACGACUCCCUUUGUUUUUGACUUUUCUCAGCGAAAUCACACUCCCCCAAUAUCUCGACUUGCCUCUGGUUCAACCCAGAAGCGGAAGCCCUCUGGUCGGCGAAAAGGCAAAGCUGCCAACACCGGCCGAAACGAGACCCCCUUGAGCACCAAACGGCUGAAGGUGCAGCCAAAGCAUGUAUCUGAACAACCAAAACCUGUAAUUGCACCAGAGGUCGGCCGAUGAAUAAAGGAGAGCGGUUUGGGGUUUACCAUGGUUGCCCCUCCGCUCCCUGCAGCUACUCGGUUCAGCUCGAGGAUGCCGCCUCACUGCUCGGCUCCUCACUGAAUGUUCUUGACUGAUUUCCCUGCUGUUUGCGUUCUCAUUUGUUAUUUGUCAAAGAACACUUAAGCUGACUCUUUUCCAGGAUUCCAAGGCAUGCCUCAACAGUUCAAUCCUGCAUUCUUUGGCGGUAACCAGGGUGGUGGAAACGACUGGGGCAACCCUCACGGUGCUAAGCGACCUCGACCCGAGUAGGACUACCGGCCAAGGCAGUUUGCGCGAUCCUGAGGUAAUAGCCGAAUCGACUUGUCGCGGCGCGAUCCAGUUGUCAUCGCGUCGU